Erythranthe guttata (spotted monkey flower) is the source of this 447-nucleotide messenger RNA. The record is from RefSeq and is a predicted model, not a curated record. NCBI's taxonomy places the organism in Eukaryota, Viridiplantae, Streptophyta, Magnoliopsida, Lamiales, Phrymaceae.
AUGGCUAUGAUAAUCAAAAGCCUCGUUUUCUCCGCGCUCGUACCAUUGAUCGCCAUUGUCCGAAUAAUUGAUGCCGAUCCUCUUACAAAAAGGUUUGAGGUUAAUGUGUACAAUAAUCUUCCCAAAGACAAUUCUAAGUUAGUAACUCAUUGUCAAUCUGGGAACGAUGAUUUCGGAAAUCGUACGCUUUAUGUGAACCAAUAUCAACAAUGGGCUUUUCAUCAAGAUCUGUUUAAGAGAACUCUAUACUUCUGUCACUUGUGGUGGAAUGGGAAGCAACAAACGUUUGAUGUGUUCAGUAAGCAUUUGUCUGGAGACUGCCAAACUGGGAUUGGUGGUAAUAUUUGCAGUUGGAUAGCUAGGGCGGAUGGCAUUUAUUUUAGUCCGAACGAGGUAACUCAUGUGGGUCCCGUUGGAGUCCCACAGAAAAGAUACGACUGGCAGUAA